Hippopotamus amphibius kiboko is the source of this 5206-nucleotide messenger RNA. RefSeq names its product coiled-coil domain containing 85C (gene CCDC85C). The transcript has 6 exons. The record is from RefSeq and is a predicted model, not a curated record. NCBI's taxonomy places the organism in Eukaryota, Metazoa, Chordata, Mammalia, Artiodactyla, Hippopotamidae. Bases 422 to 1687 code for a protein of 421 amino acids. Gene Ontology annotation, cellular component: apical junction complex.
GGCCGGCGGGCGCAAGGCGCGGGGGGACGUGGGGGCAGCGCCUCCGCCCGCCUGCUCGCUCCCCCCGGAGGCGGGGCCGGGCCGCGGCGCCCCGCCCCUCCCCGCCUGGAGUGGGCGGGGCGGCUGGGGAGCCGGAGCUGGGCCGGGGGCGGGCCUCCUCCUGCUUCUCCCGAGCCCGGAGAGCGCCCGGCACUGCGGCCGCCGACGCAGCAGCGGUCCCAGCUCGCCGAGCGUCGAGACGCGCGGGUUCCCGGGCGGCCCGGGCGGGCGCUGCGCGAGGGCGCGCGAGGCGGCGCGGGGCAGGCCGCACGCACCCCCGGUUCGCCUCCCGCCCGCGCGCGCGGACCGGCCCAGCGCAGCCCCGGCACGGGGAGCGCCGGCCGGGCGAGGGCGCGGGCGAUGCCGCGGUGACGGCCCCGCCAUGGCGAAGCCCCCGGCGGCGGCGGCGGCGGCGGCGGCGGCGUCGGAGGAGCUGAGCCAGGUGCCGGACGAGGAGCUGCUGCGCUGGAGCAAGGAGGAGCUGGCGCGGCGGCUGCGGCGCGCCGAGGGCGAGAAGGUGGGCCUCAUGCUGGAGCACGGCGGCCUGAUGCGCGACGUGAACCGGCGGCUGCAGCAGCACCUGCUGGAGAUCCGCGGCCUCAAGGACGUGAACCAGCGGCUGCAGGACGACAACCAGGAGCUGCGCGAGCUCUGCUGCUUCCUCGACGACGACCGGCAGAAGGGGCGCAAGCUGGCGCGGGAGUGGCAGCGCUUCGGGCGCCACGCGGCCGGCGCCGUGUGGCACGAGGUGGCCCGCUCGCAGCAGAAGCUGCGCGAGCUCGAGGUGCGCCAGGAGGCCCUGCUGCGUGAGAACCUGGAGCUCAAGGAGCUGGUGCUGCUGCUGGACGAGGAGCGCGCGGCGCUGGCUGGGGGCGCGGGCGGCGCGGGCGGCGGCGGCGGCGGCGGCGCCGGCUCCCGCAGCUCCAUCGACAGCCAGGCCAGCCUGAGCGGGCCGCUGGCGGGCGGCGCGGCUGGCGCGGGGACCCGCGACGUGGGCGACGGCAGCAGCACGUCGAGCGCCGGCAGCGGCGGCAGCCCCGACCACCACCACCACGUCCCGCCCCCGCUGCUGCCGCCCGGGCCGCACAAGGCCCCCGACGGCAAGGCUGUCGCCACGCGCAGGUCUCUGGACGACCUGUCGGCGCCACCGCACCACCGAAGCAUCCCCAACGGCCUGCACGAUCCCUCGUCCACCUACAUCAGGCAGCUGGAGACCAAGGUGAAGCUGCUGGAGGGUGACAAGCUCCUGGCACAGCAGGCAGGCUCCGGAGAGUUCCGGACGCUGCGGAAAGGCUUCUCCCCGUACCACUCGGAGUCCCAGCUCUCCAGCCUGCCGCCCUCCUACCAGGACUCCCUGCAGAAUGGCCCGGCCUGCGCAGUUCCUGAGCUGUCCUCGCCCCCCUCUGCCGGCUACAGCUCUGCGGGACAGAAGCCCGAGGCUGUCGUGCACGCCAUGAAGGUCCUGGAGGUCCACGAGAACCUGGACCGGCAGCUCCAGGACAGCUGUGAGGAGGACCUGAGUGAGAAGGAGAAGGCCAUCGUCCGCGAGAUGUGCAACGUGGUCUGGAGAAAACUGGGAGAUGCCGCCAGCUCCAAGCCCUCCAUCCGGCAGCACCUGUCUGGGAACCAGUUCAAAGGGCCUUUGUAGGGCUGUUCCUCUGUGGAUGUGGACUGGCCCUGCCUGAGGGCCCCAGACACGGGCAGGCCCCGCGCCGAGCCACUGUCUUCUUUUCCCGUGGUGAAUUGUACAUAGGACGCUGCCUGCCACGGCCUGGCUGCCGGGAGUGCGACUCCAUCUCCCGCCUCUCACACACCAGCAAACCGGGAAGACUGUUCCCGCAGCAGAGCAGCCUGGACAGCCUCGUUCCUGCCCUGGGGCCUGGGCCCUGGGCUUCUCUGACGAGAGGCUGAGGCUGCUCGGAGAUGCCAAGCCCCGGGACCUUGGCGGAGGGGCACCUCAUCAAAAGCCCUGCACCUCUGGCUGCCCCCUGCACUGGACAGAGGCCGCUGGCAGCUGGACUGACACACGGGGCACCACUUCUGACCCGCCCGCUGUGGCCUGAACACCGGCUCCCUAAACACUGGGUCCCCAGAGCCGUGGACAAAGAAACUCACCCGCAGCCCUUCCUCUGGCCCCAGGGCCCAGCCUCCCUGCAGCCAGACGCUGCUUGUCUUUAGAAUGCACAUCCCAACCCCGUCACACACUCUGCAGUGUCCCUUUGCCCCGUUCCAGGUUGUGCCCUAUCUUUUCAGGUCCCUCCUGCCCAGGGCCCGAGGCGCCCCCAUUUCUGUGCUUCACAUGAUGGGCCGUGUGGAGUCUCUGGGCUGGGCCUCUCUCUCUGUGUGGGUGGCACUGGGCCACAGCCGGGCCUCUGCUCAGGAAUGGCAUCCCCUGGAGCCCGGCCCCCUCCCGCAUCACUGUGGACAGAGCUGUGUGGCUGCAGGUGAAGGAGUUCUGCCCUCCUUGGGGGGAGCCCCACUUGGCUCUUUCAUUUUCCUGUGUGACCUUCCGCAAGUCACUCAGCCUCUCCGGGCCCCUGGUGGGAAAUGGAGGGCUCAGAGGUUCAAGGCCACCAGCUCUAGUCAGCCUGUGUCCUCACUCACAGCAUGCGAGCCGAUGGACGAGGCGAGCUGGUGGGUGGGCUGGGUGGGGCUGAGGUCCCACUGCCUCCUCUCGGUGGACGGUCACCUCCCUUUCUGAGCCUCAGUGUCCUCCCCUGUGGUGGGGCGGCCUAAGGCCCUCCUUGCAGGGCUCUGGGGAUCAAAUAAGACCUUCAGUGUAAAAUGACCAUGUAUAAACUGUAAAGUGAGACGUGUAAAUUUGAAAAUUUGUGUGUGAGGGCGAUGAGGCCCAGAGGGGGUACGUGAUCACAUCACAAACAAGAUCCCAGAGCCCUGGAGGUGGGGACGUCCAGGCCACUGCUGUAACCAGCCCUGGUGCCACUCACCGUUUUCAGUUCCUCCACCACCGCUAGACUUCCGCUCUUCAGCGGUACUUAGAGCUCCGUGCAGCGGGCAACACUUGAAGAGCCCAAGAGGCUGUCUUGGCAUCAGGCAGGCCUCGUCCAGGCUCACAUGAGGGACGGGGACCACAUGAGGGGAUGGAUGAGGCCGCGCUGUCCCUCUCCCCAGCGGGGGCUCUGAGCGGUCGCCACCGGCCACCUGCCAUCGAUGCCCUUGUGUCAACUCUCUCAGGGGGAAGGCCCGUGGCCCUCACUGGGCCUGGGGAAUGCUGAGUGGGUGCAGCUGAUGCUGUUACAGGAGGCUCUGGGCUCUCUGGAAGGAGCUGGUCCUUAGGUCAGAUGGUGAGUUCCCCGUCGCUAGCGGUGUACACUGGAGCGGGGUGAACAUUCUUGGUCAUGGUUCCGGGUGAUUCCUGCCCAGGUGGGCAGGGAGCCGGAGGACAGAGGCCCCCUCCUGGGUCAUGGAGUCCAAAGAAGUACAGAGCAGCUGGAGGGGGCCUGGGCCUCUUGGAUGGGAGCCACAUCUGAGAGCCCAUGUGUCAUGUUUGGGUCAGGCUGGCUUGGCCACCACUGAAAAUAAGCAAUAAGUCAGGUGUCCUGAUACCUGCAGGUCUCCUGCAAACUGACCCAGGGAAGAACAGCCUCAAGGGGAACUUUCCCUGCUAGAGGGAGGUGACCCUGUCCCUAAUGCUACGGUGGCAUCCAGGGAGCAGGUAAGGCGUUUCCGCCAGAAGCAGCCACCUGCCCGCCACAGAGGCAGCACCAGCCGGGUGCCGGCGUCUCCUUCCUGCCCCUGUCUGCGUCCCGGAGCCAGCGCUGCAUGGCAAUGGCUUUCUAAGACAGAACCAUCCCUGUGACAUCAUCUCUUUAACAUAAGCUGUUGAAAAGCCUGCAGCGCCUCUGCCUGCCCCACCCCGGGCCUGGGCACAGCUGCAGCGGGAGCCCAGGGCUGGGAGAAGGGCCCCGGGGGCCAGCUCAGGGUGAGUCCCAGCUCUGCCACGAGCAGGAGUGCCCAGAGGGUGAGGCUGGCACCCUUCUCCCAUCCGGAGCCGUAGCUCUGAAAGCUUGUGCUGGGUGUUGCUGAACCUGGUGUCUUUUCAUAAAGGUCCCUUUUUGUUUCCAAUACUCUGAUUCUAGCUCCCGAAGCCCCACGUGACACCUGUGCUGUGGCUUCCGUUCCCACUGUGGUGGAUGUCACCCAGCCUCAUCCCAGGUGGCCAAGCCCAUCCUGGAGUCGGAAUCCACUGAGCACAUUUUUAUCCAAACGUUAUUAGCCACACAUCAGUGUUUAAGGACAAAAAAGUGACCUUUCAUUUUGUUUUUUUCUUGAAAACGAGAGGAAACCAUACUACUGACUUUUUUUUUUUUAAGAAACAAAGGCAACGCAUGACUGCAGAGCGGUAAAGGUGUGUAUUUUUCAUAAGGGGGGGGAAGUAUCUGUGCUGCUCUCCGGGAACGGGUGGGCCGCCUGGCUCCUGUCCGCAGGCCGGCAGCCACGCCCUAUCUUCUGUUGGAUGUGACCGCCAGAGCACUGGGCCGCCCCCUCCCCGGCUCCGGGCAGAGCUGGGAGCCCUGGACUCCUGUGCCGGUUUCUACCUUCUACUGAACCACUUUGAUUUGGGGAGAGAAAAAGAAAUAGAACUUUUUGAUAGUGUGGUAAAAACACUGAUUUGAACUAUUUUAGUAAAAGUAACAGAGAAGAUUGUGAUAGUGUAUACUUUGCGCUAGAUAAAUAAAGGCUCUUUGCAAGCCUCCGUGGUGGGUACACAGUGCUCGUUUGUCUCGGGCGAUGGGGCCCCUCAGGGUGGAUGGUGGGGGCCGCUGACUGCUGCUCCACGGCCUCCAUCCAGUCACAGGCCAGAGAUGGAAAGGAUUUCUAAUCCAAACCCUGCUCCAACCCAGGAACCUCCCUGUGGAGGGACGCUGAUAGUUCCAAACCAGUUUGAAACUCAGCUGUUUCCGCCCACUGGAUGUGGGAGGCUGGCCCACGAAGGUCCUGCCCGGCAGCUGGGCCUCUCCUGCGCAGCUUUUGUCCUCCUGCCUGCUCCUUGACCCCCAGGGCCCAGAGGGAGAAGGUCCGCUUCUGGGCUGCAAACCCAGGGGCUGCUAAGGCCUGGAGUCCCAGCUUCUGCCCAUAACAAACAAAGGGGUCAUUUCAGAACCGAUUUUAUUUGGGUAACUGACUGAAGGAGUCUCGUUUGUAA